AUGAGAACAUCCUCUCCACAAGAGAAACAGGGACCCCAAAGUCGAAAGAGAACAUAUAAUGAGUGGUUGUAUCCAGUCACCCAGGAUGAGAUCGCCCACGAACAUGGGACGGUUACUCUGAAAUGCACUGUCCAGGAGAACGACAACUCCUCGCUGCAGUGGUCUAACCCCGCUCAGCAAACCCUCUACUUCGAUGGAAAGAAAGCUCUGCGAGAUAGUCGCAUUCAAUUGGUGAAUUACACGUCCAAGGAACUGACCAUCAGCAUCAGUAACAUGACCUUGAACGAUGAAGGGAUCUACACAUGUUCUAUCUUCACCUUCCCAGUGCUCACAGCAACAGCGAGAGUGCAAGUCCUGGGUGUUCCCAAGAAGCCUGAAAUCACAGGAUAUCGAGGGGCAGUUCCGGAAGGCACCAUUAUCACCCUGACCUGUAACACCACCGGCAGUAAACCUGCUGCCACUAUCCAUUGGUUCAAAGGAACUGAGGAACUUACAGGUCAUGUGACUCACCGUGAGGAUUCAGCAGCCCGAACUUACGCUGUGAGCAGUCAGGUGAAUAUAACCGUCACGAGGGAGGACAAUGGCAUUGAUAUCGUCUGCAGUGUGGACCAUGAAACCCUGGACCCGAAUGCUUACAGGACUCCACAAAGGAUUGAAGUAUACUGUGAGUAUCGGGAAGCAGAGCUCCUGGUCACUGAAUGUACGCACAAGAUCCAAAGCCACCAUAAAGACUUCACGCACAGAAAACAGAACACAGCUCUCCUAUUUACAGAGGGGAUCCGCUCCUGA
Molecule: messenger RNA, 789 nt
Organism: Carcharodon carcharias (great white shark)
Lineage: Eukaryota; Metazoa; Chordata; Chondrichthyes; Lamniformes; Lamnidae
Product: cell adhesion molecule 3-like
Exons: 6
Coding region: 1-789 (262 amino acids)
Biological process (GO): homophilic cell-cell adhesion
Cellular component (GO): presynaptic membrane
Source: RefSeq, a predicted model, not a curated record